Messenger RNA from Mollisia scopiformis, 1293 nucleotides. Its product is annotated as FAD-linked oxidoreductase. Bases 1 to 1293 code for a protein of 430 amino acids. Gene Ontology annotation, molecular function: FAD binding; proline dehydrogenase activity. The record is from RefSeq and is a predicted model, not a curated record. The transcript is spliced from 2 exons. Lineage: Eukaryota; Fungi; Ascomycota; Leotiomycetes; Helotiales; Mollisiaceae. Gene Ontology annotation, cellular component: mitochondrion.
AUGAAAGCAACCCCGCUUUCAAUCCUACCCCUCAGUUCAAUCGUCAGAUCAUUGGCGAUAACGUCAAUUUCGUCCUCAACUCUCCUCCUGCCCCCUUCUCUUUAUAUAAUGGCCAAACUGGCACACACCAACUUGCCGAUCCUCUCCCCAGACACAAACCCGGUCUUGCAACACUUCCUCAAACGAACAUUCUACAGACAGUUCUGCGCUGGUGAGAAUUCUUCGGAAGUCCACAAGACAGCUUCGAACUUGCGCUCCCUUGGAUUCAGUGGUGUCAUCCUCGCCUAUGCAAAAGAGGUCGUACUCUCGGAAUCCCAACAUGCCUCCCUUGAGUCCUGCGGCGAGUCUUCUGCUGCUGAACAAUGUAUAAGAGAAGAGAUCAUUCCCUGGGCAAACGGUACAAUGGAAACUGUCAAGAUGACUCGACCUGGUGAUUUCGUGGCAUUGAAGUUUACUGGUGCUGGAAGUCAAGCUUUGUUUGAUCUAAGCCAAGAGACAGGACCGAGUGAAGCUUUGAGGGAAGCUAUUGAUGGAAUUUGCAGUCUCGCUGAAGCCAGAGGUGUCAAACUAUUGUUCGACGCUGAGCAGGCGGCUGUGCAGAAGGGUAUCGACAGAUGGACCUUGCAAUAUAUGCAAAGGUACAAUUGCAAGACACCUGGACACGCCACUGUGUAUGGUACAUACCAAGCUUAUCUCAAGGCUACGCCAAAGGUACUCGCGGGACAUAUGAAGGCCGCAAGAGAAGGCGGAUUUACCCUAGGUGUCAAGCUAGUACGAGGAGCUUACCUGGGAAGUGAUCCGAGACAUCUGAUCCAUGACACGAAAGCAGAUACAGACAGGGCGUAUGAUGGUAUUGCCGAAAGUCUGUGUCGUCGUUCCUAUGGACCUAUUCUCCAGGCUGUGGAUAGCGAGAAGAAGUUUCCUGAAGUUAAUGUUGUGCUAGCAGGACACAAUAUCCAUUCUGUCAGAAAGGUCAAGGCUUUGAGACAGCAGCAGAAGGAAAGAGGAGAGCAGCAGAUUGAACUUGUGUAUGCCCAGCUACAGGGUAUGGCUGACGAGGUUAGCUGUGAGUUGGUGCAAGCCGGAUUGAGCGAGAAGCGUGAGAAAGCAGAACUGGAUGCGCCCAAGGUUUAUAAGUACUUGGUGUGGGGAACUACGGGAGAGUGUAUGAAGUACUUGCUUCGAAGGGCGCAAGAGAACAAAGAUGCCGUACAGAGAACGAGAGAUGGCAGGGAUGCUAUGGCGAAUGAGCUGUGGAGGAGAAUGAGGCAGACUGUUGGUUUGGGUGCUUGA